Molecule: messenger RNA, 1686 nt
Organism: Suncus etruscus (white-toothed pygmy shrew)
Lineage: Eukaryota; Metazoa; Chordata; Mammalia; Eulipotyphla; Soricidae
Gene: ARSH
Product: arylsulfatase family member H
Exons: 9
Coding region: 1-1686 (561 amino acids)
Molecular function (GO): arylsulfatase activity
Source: RefSeq, a predicted model, not a curated record
AUGAACGCCAGGCCGAACAUCGUGCUGCUGAUGGCCGACGACUUGGGCAUCGGGGAUUUGUGUUGCUACGGAAACCACACCAUGAGCACCCCGAAUAUCGACCGGCUGGCCAGCGAGGGCGUCCUGCUGACCCACCACCUCUCCGCGGCGUCCAUGUGCACCCCGAGUCGGGCCGCCUUCCUCACGGGGCGCUACCCCAUCCGAUCAGGCAUGGCGUCACCCCAAAAUUCGAACCGCGACCUCCCCUGGCUCGGGGGCUCGGGGGGGCUCCCCGCCAACGAGACGACGUUCGCCAAGCUCCUGCGGGACCGGGGUUACCGCACGGGGCUUGUGGGCCAGUGGCACUUGGGCCUCAGCUGCGCGUCCAGGGGUGACCACUGCUCUCACCCCCAAAAUCAUGGCUUCGACUUCUUCUAUGGUGUCCCGUUGGGCCUGUUGACCGACUGCCAACCUGGAAGGACCCCCGAGUUGCACCGACGCCUGACCCUUGCCCUUUGGGGGUCCACCGUGGUUCUGGGCCUGGUCCCCCUCUUGCUCCUGAUCCCCCACUUGGCCGGCUGGUUCCACGUGCCCUGGGCCCUCCUCCUCCUCCUCUUCCUCCUGCCAGCCCUCUUCUUCCUCGGCUGGUUCUGCAGCUACGGAUUUGUGCGGCGUUGGAAUUGCAUCCUCAUGGGGGGCCAUGACAUCUUGCAACAGCCCAUGAAGGAGGACAGGGUCUCCUCCCUGCUGCUUCGGGAGGCGCUGGGCUUCAUCGACAGGCACAAGCGGGGUCCCUUCCUUCUGUGGGUGUCCUUCCUGCACGUCCGCACCCCGCUUCUCACCCGGGACAAGUUUCUGGGCCACAGCAAACACGGCCUGUACGGGGACAACGUGGCCGAACUGGACUGGAUGGUCGGAAAGAUAUUGGACCGUCUGGACCAAGAGAACCUGCGGAACUGUACCUUAGUGCAUUUCACCUCAGAUAACGGGGCCCACUUGGAGGCCCAGGAAUGGGGGUCCCCCAUGGGCGGCUAUAAUGGGGCCUACAAAGGCGGCAAAGGGACGGGCGGCUGGGAAGGCGGUAUCCGCGUGCCCGGCAUUUUCCGCUGGCCCGGGGUUCUAGAAGCCGGGAAGGUGCUGGACGUGCCCACCAGCCUCAUGGACAUCUAUCCCACCCUGUCCUAUGUGGCCGGAGGGAUCUUGCCCCUGGACAGAGUCAUCGACGGCCGUAACCUCAUGCCCCUGCUGGAAGGGAGAGUUUCGCACUCGGAACACGAAUUUCUCUUCCACUACUGCGGCGUUUCCUUGCACGCGGCCCGCUGGUACCAGAAGGACUGUGGGACCGUCUGGAAGGUCCACUUCGUGACCCCCAAGUUCUCCCCGGAGGGUUCCAACGCCUGCUAUUCCAGGGGUCUCUGUCCUUGCUCCGGAGACGUGACGAGGCACGACCCCCCGUUGCUCUUUGACCUUUCGAGGGACCCCUCGGAGACUCACCCUCUGGAGGGCACCGACCAAGAGGCGCUGCUGGACUCGGUGGUCAGCACGGUGGAGGUGGCCGUGAGGAAACACCGGGCCUCCCUGUCUCCGGCCCCACAGCAGCUGUCCCCCUUCAACACGGUGUGGAAACCCUGGCUUCAGCCGUGUUGCGGGUCCUUCCCCUUGUGUGGCUGCGACAAAGAGGGGGACAUGCUGGGGGCGUCUUUGUGA